AUGGACGUCUCCAAGUUUCCUGACUUGUACGACGAGGAACGAGCCAAGAAUAUAGUGGGAGACAUAUCCUCUCGACGCGCUGCGGCGGCGCCAGAUAAAUGCUUGGGGACUUUCAUGGACAGCCCGUCGGCUUCGACACAGGUUCGCAUAGCGUCAGGGUACAACGACCGCACGCGCGUACUCGUUAUGCCUGAUGGUGAGACCGAGUAUCAACUGGAGAUAGUCGGCGUCUUAUGGAGGGUGGACCUGCCCCCGGUUGGCUCGGACUAUCAAAGCGCGACACUACGACGUGCUCGUCAAGCCAAGCAAGGCGUUGCAAUCGUAGCGUUUGACAACCCGUUGUUCGCGGCUGCGAUGAGGAACAUCGAGCAUAUACGAAAUCUGUUCCAACGAAGCAUCGGACGCCGAGUCACCACUAGCGCGCCCACCCAAACCAGAUGCGGCAAAGCCAUCGGGUUCGCCAGCCGCUACUUCAGCCAUGUCAAGGACGCCGACCCUGCAAGCGUAGAAUCUGUGCCAGAGAAUAUCGACCCAUUCCCACAGCGGUACCUUCAGGCUAUGCUCGAAUCGUACGGACAACUGGUCUACACCAAUUCUAACUCCGUAGAAUACUAUAUCGCUUCUGGAGAAGGGCCAGCAGGUGCGCUGAGCUAUACCGAAUGUCCACCUUCCACGUUCCAAGUUGGUGACGUAGUCGCCGUCACAAUCUCGUUCGUUGCAGUACCACAGUUCACCAGAGGCGCGGAGGCGGAUUGGUACAUGUUGAAAGUGUUGCGCGGCAUCGCAUUGCUGGAUGAUGGCCCAACGAAUCCCGGUAUCAAACGACCGGGUAGGGCCUUCGGCGCACAGGAGGAACCCACGGACAAGAGAGCACGACCGACGCAGGAGGAGGGGAAUGAUAACGGUAUGCAGAUUGCCACCCAUUGGUCCGAAGAACCGCCCAAGAAGAAGAGAAAACGUCACACAACAACCGGAGGACCAACUUCGUACGACGUUGUCGCUUUUUCCGUCAACGAGCAAUCCGUCGACGACGUGGUAAACGGCCCAGGCGUACCCAGUAGCGGACCAGCACAAUCAGGCAGCUCAACAAGACAGAAUGAGGCCCCCACGUGGGAAUACACGUCACGGUCAGAGCCGGACCCUUCGUUAUGUGUCCACCCGACAGCACCCAUUGGUUCGAACGACUUAGCAACGACAUCAGAAGCGAGUCACAACAUUGCAGCGGACUUUGAUCAAAGCGACGCGGACGGCUCGUCAGCGUCCGUACAUUCACUAGAUCUGACGAGCAACGUUGCGGUCCGACAUGGCACACCGACUACGUGGUGGCAGUCAGUCAAUGCCAUAACGUACCUCCCGUACCACACGACGGACAAUCCUCGAGUGAACGUUUUGGCAUGGGAUGCCAAUUGCGUCGAUCUUUGCGCAAAAAUGUUUCCCAGCGCCCUUGAACGGCCCGACAUGCUCACAGUGUUAACGAACGGUCCAGUGAACGACAUCUUAGACCAAGCCGUCGCCAGUUUAGAGCAAGGCGUAUCCGUACUGGUGAAAGGUGGUGGAUUGAAGGUGCCGCAAGUCAGUGGACGUGACGAUGUUGACGACGCGAUGACGCCACAAUACUGGGGGUGUCGAUUCCCAGCAGGAGGCGGACUCGGUUUGGAUCUUCACACUCCGUUGGAAGUACACGAUAUGUACCUGAGAGAGGUCGAGACGCAAUCAGACAAGGACGAAGCAGGACGCAACAGUGACUCUUCGGUCGAUACAGCGAAAAGCGAACGUGCUUCAUCAUCAACAAACCAUAAGCACAAAGGGGCACCUGGCCCAAAGCGUGUCAAUCAGCAACACACGCCCGCGGCUAACCCGAUUCCACCAGAGAGCCGUACCAUGAUGUCUCUUAACGAGUUCCACGAGUACAUACAGGACGGCUCGAAUCCGCCUCGCUGCAUUCUAGAGCUCUUACCAGGUCUCCCCAGCAGCGAUGCAAUCAUUGAGCAAGUCUUACGAUCGUGGCAGACGUAUGGCGCACCUUCGACUGGUGUCUCCUACACCAACGGGGCUUCUUUACUAUGCCUCAUUUCGACGCAAUGGGGCUGGGCACAUCAGUCCAGUACCGCGACAUUUGCGAAUCUGGCGGAACGGAUGAAGCAUGUCGUGGCUGGCGCGAGCAAAUACGGUGCUUCGAGGGGCGACUUCCACAUCCCAAACAGCGACUGGACCAUAGGACCAGAUAACGGUGCCAUUCUCAUUUUGGAGGAGGGUGACCUCUUCCGAGUGAGGAACGGUGAACGCUUCCGUCGGAAGAGCAUGCUUGCACUUUGUCUCAUGAUUCUCUGGCCGGAUCGUUAUAUUCCACGGGCGUCGCAAGCACCCGCGCGUGCUGUCGAGAGCGAACGAUCCGACGGUGGUCGUCUGCUCGCACGUUUCCUUAAAGGCUACGGCAAGUGGGCGCGUCUCGACAUCGACAAUGUCGCUGUAUCUGUGUGCGAACGGGUCAUCCACAAGAUCACGCCGAGACGCGGCAAGAAAGAAUCCCCAUCAGCCUGGUACACCCGCGCUCGCGAAUACAACGUCGAUGGUGCCCACUGGCAACAUCCAGGAGAUUAUAUCGAUCUUUCGUAUCUGUUGUAG
Messenger RNA from Schizophyllum commune H4-8, 2625 nucleotides. RefSeq lists its product as uncharacterized. The record is from RefSeq and is a predicted model, not a curated record. Bases 1 to 2625 code for a protein of 874 amino acids. The transcript has 17 exons. Lineage: Eukaryota; Fungi; Basidiomycota; Agaricomycetes; Agaricales; Schizophyllaceae.